Molecule: messenger RNA, 1700 nt
Organism: Trichoderma harzianum CBS 226.95
Lineage: Eukaryota; Fungi; Ascomycota; Sordariomycetes; Hypocreales; Hypocreaceae
Exons: 3
Coding region: 91-1557 (488 amino acids)
Source: RefSeq, a predicted model, not a curated record
GUGACCUUGGUUGAGAGCCUAGGACUGACUGUCGAUAAUUCGUGUUUCUUUCAUACAAAAUCUCAUUUAUUUUUGGUACUAAGAAACGUAAUGGACUCGGAUUCUGAAAGUUAUGAUUCUGGAUUCGAAUUAGAUCCAGGAGACAUAGAUCCCAGCCGGGACAAUGAUAUAAGCCCCAAAGAAGUAGAAAGGCUAAAACUUAGCAAAACUCAAGAUCGACAGAGGUGGAUUGUAAGACUUCAAUUCAAACAAAAUGGAGAAGAUAGAGAAGGGAAUGGCUUCUAUGUCAACAUACCACAUCCUACGCACCAUAUCAUCCUCACUGCUGGUCAUAACCUUGUCGGUGUGAAAAAGGAAGACUUAAAGAUAUAUCAAGCUUCGAAGAAAACGAGUCCCGAUCCUGCUGAGUUUUAUGUCUCAACUGUAUACCAAAAGAAAUAUACUGAUGAGCGGAGAAACCCCAAGAAAGCAACUCAAGAGCAAGAAGAGGCAGAUUUUGGUGCCAUUUUAGUGAAAAAGAAUUUUAAAUAUCCAUAUCUAGGUUUUGGAUUUGCCUUGAAACUCGGAUUUGAUGUACUCGAUCAAGCUCGUUUUGAUCUCACUGGCUAUAAAGAUGCCGACGACAAUACAGGUGGCGACGACAAUAACGACGAUGACGAAAAUCAGGCCCCAGGCCAGAGCCAGAAAGAAAAGCCAAAAUGGGAUGCAGUUACAAGCGAGGGAAAAUGCACCGCUUGCCUACCUAAUCAGCUCGAGUAUGAGAUGGAAACUGAGAAAGGCUUUAGCGGAGCACCUGUAAUCAUGCCUCAUAAAGAUCACGAUACUGCUGUUGCUAUCCACAACUACGGCCCUUCGAACGGUAGAAAAAGUAGGGGGACUCGCAUCAACGAGAAGCUUCUCGACGAGGUCUAUGGUUGGCUUCAAAUAGGCUUUUACGACAAAGCUCUUCAAGCUUCUAUGACUAGCCUUGGCCCAUUACAAGAGCGUCUAUAUCUUGUCUUCACCCCAGACAGCAAUCGUGCAGUGGUAAGGCUCGGGUAUGACCAAGAGAUUGUGACCAAGUUUGAUAUCCUGCCUGCUUAUGCGCCACCUUCAAACCAUGGCUUUCCAAACGACUUUCGAUAUGUCUUCCGGCUAAAGCCAGCAAAAGGAAAAGUACCGGAGAAACGCUGGGUGCUUUGGAACGCUGCCAGGCAAACUGUCAGCUUGACCAGCUCUCUGAGAGAUUUCUGCUUUGUGAGUCUUCUCGAGGAUAAGGCACGGAGAUCAGUGGAGCUGGAGAGAGGCAGAGACGAAAAGAUCUACUACGUCCACGUCGAGAUGAAAAAUGGUCAAGGAGAGUCAACUGAACUAAAAGAGCUUCGGAUGAGAGCCGCUGAUCUCACAGAAUCUGACAUUGUGUUGGACUCUCUAGAGACUUCAGAGGUCUUCUUCGAGCGACACAAGAGAGGGAAAUUCCUGUUUGGGAAGAUUCCGUGUAUGCCAACAGUUCUGUAUAAACCAGCAAUCCAAUGGGAGGAAUUUGACUUUAACUUAUUUCGUUUCUACUCCGGGUGAGCUUGAGCGAAAUAUGAAGAAACUUGAAGUUCAUGAUGGAUUGCCUUGAGUACAGGUAGAUAUCCUAUAAAUGAAGGCUAUUAAAAACGGAAAAUAUCUUGUCUCUUUAUAUAGUACUGUUAUAUCUUUCAUUAUAUCUUUAU